CGUACGGUCGGCGGGGCACGUACGGCCCGGGCAGUUGGGCAGGGGGGCUGUGGAGACGACGAGGUCCGGGGUCGGUGGGGCCGACACCGGGAGCACAGGCCGGGGCUCUUUCCCUUGCUGCUCCUGGGUAGGACUGGCCUGGAUGUCACUUCUGCCUUCCUCUCCUCCAGACAGAUCAUGGACGGCUCCUUCAUCCAGCACAGCGUGAGGGUCCUCCAGGAGCUCAACAAGCAGCGGGAAAAGGGCCAGUACUGCGACGCCACCCUGGACGUGGGGGGCCUGGUGUUCAAGGCACACUGGAGUGUCCUUGCCUGCUGCAGCCACUUCUUCCAGAGCCUCUAUGGGGAUGGCUCAGGGGGCAGUGUUGUUCUCCCUGCUGGCUUCGCUGAGAUCUUUGGUCUCCUGUUGGACUUUUUCUAUACUGGUCACCUUGCUCUCACCUCAGGAAACCGGGAUCAGGUGCUCUUGGCAGCCAGGGAGUUGCGAGUGCCAGAGGCUGUGGAGCUGUGCCAGAGUUUCAAGCCCAAAACCUCAGUGGGGCAGACACCGAGUGGCCAGAGUGGGCUGGGGAAACCUGUGUCCCUGAGUGUGAACAGCCACCUCAAGGAGCCGGCAGGCUUGGAGGAAGAGGAAGUUUCAAAGACGCUGGGUCAGGUCCCUGGGGACCAGGAGAUCAGUGACAGUCACAGCCCCGACAGGCCUCAGCUUGGUUUCCCCGCCCAGAGUGAGAGCCCAUCCUUCCACCGUGGGAAACUCAAGCAGGCCUUGAAGCUCUGUCCCCCAGAGGACAAGGAGCCUGAGGAUUGCAAAGUGCCCCCAAGGCCCUUUGAGGCUGAAGGUGUCCAGCUGCAGGGCGGGAAUAAUGAGUGGGAAGUGGUGGUUCAAGUUGAGGACGACGGGGAUGGUGAUUACGUUUCAGAGACUGAGACGUUGCCAACCAGGAGGAAAUCAGACAUGAUCAGAAAGCCGUGUGCUGCUGAGCCAGCCCUGAGUGCAGGUGCCCUGGCAGCCGAGCCCGCUGAGAACAGAAAAGGUACAGCGGUGCCAGUUGAAUGCCCCACAUGUCAUAAAAAGUUUCUCAGCAAAUAUUACCUAAAAGUGCACAACAGGAAACACACUGGGGAGAAACCCUUUGAGUGUCCCAAAUGUGGCAAGUGUUACUUUCGGAAAGAGAACCUCCUGGAGCAUGAGGCCCGGAAUUGCAUGAACCGCUCGGAACAGGUCUUCACGUGCUCCGUGUGCCAGGAGACCUUCCGCCGGAGGAUGGAGCUGCGGGUCCACAUGGUGUCCCACACGGGGGAGAUGCCCUACAAGUGCUCCUCGUGCUCCCAGCAGUUCAUGCAGAAGAAGGACCUGCAGAGCCACCUGAUCAAACUACACGGAGCACCCAAGCCCCACGCUUGUCCCACCUGUGCCAAGUGCUUCCUGUCACGGACGGAACUGCAGCUGCACGAGGCUUUCAAGCACCGUGGGGAGAAGCUGUUCGUGUGUGAGGAGUGUGGGCACAGGGCCUCUAGCCGGAACGGCCUGCAGAUGCACAUCAAGGCCAAGCACAGGAACGAGCGGCCAUAUGUCUGUGAGUUCUGCAGCCAUGCCUUCACCCAGAAGGCCAAUCUUAACAUGCACCUGCGCACGCACACAGGCGAGAAGCCCUUCCAGUGCCACCUCUGUGGCAAGACCUUCCGCACCCAAGCCAGCCUGGACAAGCACAACCGCACCCACACCGGUGAGAGGCCCUUCAGCUGUGAGUUCUGUGAACAGCGCUUCACGGAGAAGGGGCCCCUGCUGAGGCACGUGGCCAGCCGCCACCAGGAGGGCCGGCCCCAUUUCUGCCAAAUCUGCGGGAAGACCUUCAAAGCUGUGGAGCAGCUGCGUGUGCAUGUCAGAAGGCACAAGGGGGUCAGGAAGUUCGAGUGCACAGAGUGUGGCUACAAGUUCACCCGGCAGGCCCACCUCCGGAGGCACAUGGAGAUCCACGACCGAGUGGAGAACUACAAUCCACGGCAGCGCAAGCUCCGGAACCUGGUCAUUGAGGAUGAGAAGAUGGUGGUGGUAGCGCUGCAGCCACCUGCUGAGCUGGAGGUGGGCUCUGCUGAGGUCAUUGUGGCAUCUCUGGCUCAGGGCAGCCUGGCCUCCCAGCUCCCUGGCCAGAGACUCUGUGCGGAAGAGAGCUUGGGGAGCCCGGGCGUCAUGGAGCCCUCACUCAUCAUCACAGCAGCCAUCCCCGAGGACUGUGACACGUAGCCACCCUGCCACCACAGCCCCCUUGGCCCCGACCCCCAAUAAACUACGUGGCUUUGGACUCUG
This is a messenger RNA of Nyctereutes procyonoides (raccoon dog), 2307 nucleotides long. It is a transcript of the gene ZBTB48, whose product is annotated as zinc finger and BTB domain containing 48. Gene Ontology annotation, biological process: regulation of transcription by RNA polymerase II. The record is from RefSeq and is a predicted model, not a curated record. NCBI's taxonomy places the organism in Eukaryota, Metazoa, Chordata, Mammalia, Carnivora, Canidae. Bases 178 to 2244 code for a protein of 688 amino acids. Gene Ontology annotation, molecular function: RNA polymerase II cis-regulatory region sequence-specific DNA binding; protein binding; DNA-binding transcription factor activity. The transcript has 11 exons.